This is a messenger RNA of Acanthoscelides obtectus, 1364 nucleotides long. NCBI's taxonomy places the organism in Eukaryota, Metazoa, Arthropoda, Insecta, Coleoptera, Chrysomelidae. The record is from the annotation of a GenBank genome assembly.
GGAUAGCACGUGACUAAACCUUCUUCAGUGUAUAUGUUUUGUGGCUCAGAUGUUCCUAACCUAAAAAAUUGUUUACAUUAUUUGUGAAUUGAUAAACAUUAAACAUGUUUUAAAUCGCCCUAUGGACUUGCUUUUAAUUGCAUAUCCAUAUUAAAUUUUUUUUAAGUGCAAUCGAAUAAUAAGCGUUCUAUAACCCUGGAAUUGUGCUAUCUUUCUAAUUUCACACCAAUUUUAAGGCCCAUUUCAUUGGUUUGAUCACAAAAUAAUAUAGGUAUUUGGAGAACAGAAUGAACUCUGCGAAAAAGCUGUACCAGUCUUUAAAUAUAGCUGGCUCUCUCGCUUUGGCUGUCUUCAUACCUUGGAUUGUUUUCAAAGUAUUCAGAGCUGUACGCCUUCAAAAAAAUUUGAAUGAGUUAGUAGGGAAGAUAGUUGUUAUAACAGGUGCAAGCUCUGGCUUAGGAAAGGCUCUAGCCCAUGAGUUCUACAAACAUAGAUGUCAAGUGGUGCUAUGUGCUCGUAGAAGACAAGAGUUGGAGAGAGUCCGCUCUGAUUUACUGAAUACUCAUUGCACUGUAGAAACAGCACAACCUCCUAUCAUAAUUCCUAUAGACUUGAGUGAAUUGGACAGUUUACCAGAACAGGUAAAGAAAAUAUUGUCCAUCACAGGUCACAUUGAUAUCCUAGUCAAUAAUGGUGGUGUUUCUCACAGAGGUACUGUUAUAUCCACCACUCUGGAUGUUGAUAUGAAAAUUAUGAUGGUAAACUAUUUUGGGGCUGCUGCUUUAACUAAAGCUGUACUUUCUGACAUGAUUAAAAGAAAGCAAGGCCACAUAGUUUUUGUCAGCUCUAUACAAGGACUUAUUGCCCUACCAGAAAGGUCAGCUUACAGUGCUUCAAAACAUGCAAUGCAGGCAUUUGCAGAUAGUCUCAGAGCAGAAGCUUCAUUACAUAAUAUUUCUGUAACUGUAGCUAGCCCAGGGUAUAUAAAAACAAAUCUGUCCAUUAAUGCACUAACAGGCUCAGGUGCUUCUUAUGGGCAAAUGGAUGCAACUACUGAGAAAGGUUAUAAGCCAGAGUAUGUAGCUGAACAGAUCAUUAAAGCAGUUGUUGAAAAGAAGAAUGAGAUUGUAAUUUCUACAAUCAUACCAAAGCUAGCAGUGUUUUUAAGAAAGUACUGGCCAAACAUUUACUUCAUUUUGAUGAAUCAAAGAGCUAAGAAGUCAUUGGCUUCAUAUUGAGCAUACAAUGUGUUAACAACAUGUUUGUGGUUUAAGGUGUAGUUUUAUUUUAUUUUUUAAUUAUUUAUUUUAUCAUGUGACACAAUUUUACCAAACUAGUUUUUAAAAUUAAAAUAAUCAUAUGAG